Messenger RNA from Ostertagia ostertagi, 720 nucleotides. NCBI's taxonomy places the organism in Eukaryota, Metazoa, Nematoda, Chromadorea, Rhabditida, Trichostrongylidae. The record is from the annotation of a GenBank genome assembly.
AUGUCAUUUCGAGGAUGGAUUGUGUUGUUUUGCGCGCUACAUGUGACCCAUUCCUCUUCACUGAUUGAUAGAAUAUGCAAAAUCAACAGGUCUUUCAAUGGCUGUGCCUCGCGGACCAAGGAAAGGAACAACGGAACGCGAUCCAAGUGGAUUCGUGCGGAUGAGCUGUCGGAUGAGGACCAGAAGUUUCUAAGACUGGCUCGACAAACGGGAGACGAUCCAUCUUGCAAAACCUUGAAAACCGAGUACGAUCAGGUCUGCUUCACACCGCCACUGCCGCAAGCUUUCGAAGAGACGAAGGAGUUCUGUGACGCUUUCGUGGAAACGUGUCCUGAAACACUCAAAACAAAUUUGUUCACCCAUUUAACUGAACUCAAAAUCGACUUCUCAGCGUACUGCAAGAAAUCGAGGGAACGUUUCCAGUACGUCUGCCCAAAGCCGUUCCGAUUCAAAACCUAUGCAGAACAGGCAGUCGACUUUUGCAUUCGAUAUAAAGAGCGGUGCCCAGGGACGAGUCUGCCUGACGAGCCAGUGCCAUUCAAAAAAGAGGACGAGUCUCACAUCUACAUCAGAGAGAUUCAGUCGGCAUGCAAGAAUAUGUACCGCGGAGCACGAACGUACUGCUUUCAUCCGGAACUUCUCAAAUACCCAAAAUAUGCGAUCCCGUGUGCUCUCUACAAGAUGACGUGCAUUGAUGUUUACAACAAAGUCAUCUACGGA